This is a messenger RNA of Acipenser ruthenus (sterlet), 2740 nucleotides long. RefSeq names its product H(+)/Cl(-) exchange transporter 3-like. The transcript has 13 exons. Gene Ontology annotation, cellular component: early endosome; Golgi apparatus; synaptic vesicle. The coding region runs from base 192 to 2648 and encodes 818 amino acids. The record is from RefSeq and is a predicted model, not a curated record. Gene Ontology annotation, molecular function: voltage-gated chloride channel activity. NCBI's taxonomy places the organism in Eukaryota, Metazoa, Chordata, Actinopteri, Acipenseriformes, Acipenseridae. Gene Ontology annotation, biological process: transmembrane transport; chloride transport.
GGUGGAGCUCGAGCGAGAGAAACCGGAAGUCAACGUCGUAAUCGCGCAGGGAAGGAAAAAUAAAUACGAAAACACAAUCUCAAGGAGGCGAAAGUCAAGCCAUUUUUUAGAAGAAAACCAGAAACAUUUGGAUAAUGUUUUUUACUGUGCGUCGAGACACCGUGGCUUUGGAGAGGUUAUCAAGUAGCUAAAUGGAGUCGGAGCAGCUUUUCAACAGAGGGUAUUACCGAAACAGUUACAACAGCAUAGCAAGUGCCAGCAGCGACGAGGAGCUUCUCGAUGGAGCCGGCCUCAUCAUGGACUUCCACACCUCAGAAGAUGACAUCUUAUUAGAUGGAGAAGCUUCAUCCGGGAAUAAUUAUACAAUGACAAAUGGGGGAAACAUAAGCAGUUCAACACAUUUACUGGACCUUCUAGAUGAGCCCAUUCCAGGAGUCGGUACCUACGAUGAUUUCCACACAAUUGACUGGGUUCGAGAAAAGUGCAAAGACAGGGAAAGGCACAGAAAGAUUAACAGCAAGAAGAAAGACUCGGCGUGGGAGUUUACAAAGAGCUUGUAUGAUGCUUGGUCAGGGUGGCUAGUUGUGACUCUGACAGGCUUGGCUUCUGGUGCCCUGGCAGGUUUGAUAGACAUUGCUGCUGACUGGCUGAACGACCUGAAGGAAGGUGUCUGCCUCAGUGCAUUGUGGUUUAAUCACGAACAGUGCUGCUGGGGAUCAAAUGAAACGACCUUUGAGGAAAGGGACAAAUGUCCCCAGUGGAAGACGUGGGGACACCUUAUCCUCGGACAGGCUGAAGGUCCGGGUUCCUAUAUAAUGAACUACAUCAUGUAUAUCUACUGGGCUUUGUCUUUUGCCUUCCUGGCUGUUUGUAUGGUAAAGGUGUUUGCACCGUAUGCCUGUGGCUCCGGUAUACCAGAGAUCAAAACGAUCCUGAGUGGCUUCAUCAUUCGAGGGUACCUGGGCAAGUGGACACUGCUGAUUAAGACUGUGACUCUGGUGCUGGCUGUGGCUUCAGGCCUGAGUCUGGGGAAGGAGGGGCCUCUUGUGCAUGUUGCCUGCUGUUGUGGCAACAUCUUCUCAUAUCUUUUCCCAAAGUACAGCAAAAAUGAAGCGAAAAAACGAGAGGUGCUGUCGGCUGCGUCCGCGGCUGGAGUUUCUGUUGCUUUCGGUGCUCCGAUAGGCGGCGUCCUGUUCAGUUUGGAAGAGGUUAGCUAUUACUUCCCCCUGAAAACGCUCUGGAGGUCAUUCUUCGCCGCUCUGGUUGCUGCCUUUGUCCUGCGCUCCAUCAACCCCUUUGGAAACAGCAGGCUGGUGCUGUUCUACGUGGAGUACCACACCCCCUGGUACCUGUUUGAACUCUUCCCCUUCAUCCUGCUGGGGGUCUUCGGAGGGCUCUGGGGCGCCUUCUUCAUCCGCGCCAACAUAGCCUGGUGCCGCCGGCGCAAAUCCACGCGCUUGGGGAAGUACCCGGUGCUGGAGGUGAUCACCGUGGCAGCCAUCACAGCUAUCGUGGCGUUCCCCAACCCCUACACCCGGCAGAACACCAGCGAGCUCAUCAAGGAGCUCUUCACCGACUGCGGGCCCCUCGCCUCCUCCCAGCUCUGCCAGUACCGCAGCGAGAUGAACGGCAGCACGGUGGUGGACGACAUCCCGGAGCGCCCGGCCGGGCCCGGAGUCUACUCAGCCAUGUGGCAGCUCUCCCUGGCGCUCGUCUUCAAAAUCAUCAUGACCAUCUUCACCUUCGGCAUCAAGGUGCCAGCGGGCCUGUUCAUUCCCAGCAUGGCUAUCGGGGCGAUCGCUGGCAGGAUUGUGGGCAUUGCGGUGGAGCAGCUGGCUUACUACCACCACGACUGGUUCCUGUUCAAGGAGUGGUGUGAGGUCGGGGCGGACUGCAUCACACCAGGACUCUACGCCAUGGUUGGCGCUGCUGCGUGUCUUGGGGGUGUGACCCGGAUGACCGUGUCCCUGGUGGUCAUUGUGUUCGAGCUGACUGGUGGUCUGGAGUACAUCGUCCCCCUGAUGGCAGCAGUGAUGACCAGUAAGUGGGUGGGGGACGCCUUUGGCAGGGAGGGCAUCUAUGAAGCGCACAUUCGCCUGAAUGGCUACCCCUUCCUGGACGCCAAGGAGGAGUUCACUCACACCACACUGGCCUCCGAGGUGAUGCGGCCGGGCCAGGGCGCCCCUCCCCUGUCCGUGCUCACGCAGGAUGACAUGACCGUGGAGGAGCUGGAGGCUAUAAUCAAUGACAGCAGCUACAACGGCUUCCCCGUCAUCGUGUCAAAGGAGUCCCAGAGACUGGUGGGGUUCGCUCUGAGGAGAGACAUCACCAUUGCCAUUGAAAAUGCCCGUCGAAAGCAGGAGGGUAUUGUCAGGACGUCCCGGGUGUACUUCACCCAGCACUCCCCGCCGCUCCCGGCAGACAGCCCCCGUCCUCUGAAACUGAGAGCCAUCCUGGACAUGAGCCCCUUCACCCUCACCGACCACACACCCAUGGAGAUUGUGGUGGAUAUCUUCAGGAAGCUGGGCCUGAGGCAGUGCCUCGUCACACACAACGGGCGCCUCCUUGGCAUUAUAACAAAAAAAGAUAUCCUCCGUCACAUGGCCCAGAAGUCAAACCUCGACCCAGAGACAAUAAUGUUCAAUUAAACCCCAUUGAGACGAAACAGGAGGUGGGGAGACGGAAGAGGAGGAGAGGGGGGAGACGGAAGAGGAGGAGAGGGGGAGAUGGAAGAGGAGGA